AGAGAACCUGAGCAGGCUCAUUGUAAAGAGAAUCUGAAACAGGCUCAUUGUAAGGAGAAACUAAGACAGAGAGAAACUGAAGCAGAUUCAUUGUGGGGAAAUCUGAGAAUAUUCAUUGUAAUAAGGGACUGGAGUGGGCUCAUUGUGGAGAGAAUGACAG
Messenger RNA from Dentiscutata heterogama, 160 nucleotides. The record is from the annotation of a GenBank genome assembly. Lineage: Eukaryota; Fungi; Glomeromycota; Glomeromycetes; Diversisporales; Gigasporaceae.